GCCUGGGGCUGGGGGCAAUUGGAAAUGCAGGGGAACUAGACAGGCAGAACAGCGUGAUUCAAAGCGGAAUUAGAGCAGGGCACCGGGUGACUGUGUUUUGCUGAAAACCCUACUGUGACGACUGAAAAACAGAAGGAUCUCGUUUGAGCAAGGAGCCAAGGGACAGCCCGUGGCAGAGGCGGCGGGGCGGAUAAAGCGGCGCGAGCGCGGCCCAUGGAGGCACACGCUCGGUGCCCGGCCGGAGGAAUGUCAGCGUUUCACUUGUGAUUGGCUGCGGAAUGGAGGAGUCAGUUUUCACGGGGGUUGAUCAGAAAGUUUCCCUUUGCUUUCCAAAGUUGCUGUCUGAGCAGAGGCAUCGGGAAGAGGAGGCCGGUCGCUCCAGCAUUCCUCAGGAAAGCUGCUUAAAUGAAAUGAAAAGGCUCCUCUAUCCAAGGAUUUGCAGCCAAGAAGAGACGCGGGGAAGCUGUUUUCCUUCUUUUCUCCCCCAGCUCGCCCGGCAGUUGAUCGGCUCUCAUUUCUGGCAUGCGUCUCAUCUCCCAGGAUACUAUGUCACAGUACUCCACUAACUUCCUCCUGCUUCCCAUACCCGAGUACCCCGUGCUGGACUGCGUGCCCAACAAAAUCAUCAAGCUCGUGGUACUGGGCGGCAGCAGCGUUGGCAAGACAGCCCUGGUUGUGCGCUUUCUCACAAAAAGAUUUAUUGGAGACUAUGAAGCCAAUACUGGUGCUCUGUAUUCAAGGAAGUUCACCAUAGAUGGGGAACAGAUCUCCCUACAGGUGCAGGACACACCUUUUGUUUCACUGGAGGACGACACUGAUAGCAUUUGCUGCCAAGAGCAGAUAAACCGUUCAAUCUACUGGGCAGAUGGCUUCGUAUUCGUUUACUCCAUCACAGACUAUGAGAGCUACCGAGUCAUCCGACCCCUGCACCAGCACAUCCGCAAGAUCCACCCGAACGCUAACAUUCCCCUGCUCCUGAUGGCCAACAAAGGGGACCUCCUGCGAGCCAGGCAGGUGUCCUCCAAGGAAGGACUCCAGCUGGCCGGCGAGCUGGGGGGCACUUACUACGAGGUGUCAGCCCGGGAGAACUGCGAGGGCGUCCAUGAAGCCUUCCAGCAGCUGUGCCAGGAGGUCAGCAGGAUGAUCGGGAGCUGCAACGGAGAGAAGCGAAGAGGCCUCCACCUCGUCCGACCCAAGUCGCCAAAUAUGCAGGACUUAAAGAGACGUUUGAAACAGGCUCUGACUUCCAAAGGGAAAUCUGCUACCACGCUUUGAUGUAACCGACGGAAAUUGUUUCCCACACCCCUGAAAAAAAGGUUUCCAGAUGCCUGCAGGAGCCACCACUCUUCACACUCUGUUCUGCAUUGUAUUUCACUUCAAAACUCCCUAUGCCAUCACAAAAAAGAGAAGCAACUUUGGAAUAUCACACUGAAGUGCAACAGCCCAUUCCCUUACCCCCUCAUUGCUGAUGAAGACCAUGGGUACCUGAGCUGUUUUUUCUUUUUGGGGGACUCUGGGACCAGAACUCAUAUUCAUGCUUUAUAAGCAAAGGCUUUUAUCACUUCUAAUGAACAAGACUCUUCAUUAUUUAAUUAGCAGAGCAAGGUAUACUAUGGUACAGCUCAGUUGCUCUGUGACUGUCAGUAAGGAGCACUGGGAUAGGGAAAUGAGAGAGAGGCAUAAAAUCUCUAAAUUGUUCUCCUGUGUGUAUUUUCUUUUUCUAUGAGACAAAAAUAGACUGACUUUCCCUCAAGCGCUUGCAAAGAUAAUAAGCUGGUGGCAGCGCUGAAUAUAAAGCGAGUGGUGAUGGCAAGUCUAGCUAAGCUGUCUGUGCUCCAGCCCAUCUGUUUCCCAGGGUGGGUGGGGAGGCAGUAUUUGUAAGAAAAACUUCCCUAGUGCAAAAAAAGUGGUCACUGGGAAAACAGGAGUUCUCUGAGUCAGAACCAA
Dromaius novaehollandiae (emu) is the source of this 1947-nucleotide messenger RNA. RefSeq names its product ras-like protein family member 11A-like. Gene Ontology annotation, molecular function: GTPase activity; GTP binding. The record is from RefSeq and is a predicted model, not a curated record. The transcript is spliced from 5 exons. The coding region runs from base 523 to 1275 and encodes 250 amino acids. NCBI's taxonomy places the organism in Eukaryota, Metazoa, Chordata, Aves, Casuariiformes, Dromaiidae.